Salvia splendens (bonfire salvia) is the source of this 1800-nucleotide messenger RNA. RefSeq names its product splicing factor U2af small subunit B. Gene Ontology annotation, cellular component: U2AF complex. Gene Ontology annotation, biological process: mRNA splicing, via spliceosome. The record is from RefSeq and is a predicted model, not a curated record. Gene Ontology annotation, molecular function: metal ion binding; RNA binding. The coding region runs from base 148 to 1080 and encodes 310 amino acids. Lineage: Eukaryota; Viridiplantae; Streptophyta; Magnoliopsida; Lamiales; Lamiaceae. The transcript has 5 exons.
UUCUAACCGAGUUCUCUCUCCUCGUCAACAUAUCAAAAUUUCACACUCUCUGUAAUCACCUCAAUUCCCCUUUUGAAACCCUAAUCGCAAGGAUCUCUGAAUCCAAUAAGCAAUUGAAUAACUCCUCGAUCUUCUUGAAAUUUUGCGAUGGCGGAGCACUUGGCGUCAAUUUUCGGAACAGAGAAGGACAGAGUUAACUGCCCAUUCUACUUCAAGAUCGGCGCGUGCAGGCAUGGCGACCGCUGCUCCCGCCUCCACACCAAGCCGAGCAUCAGCCCCACGAUCCUUCUUUCCAACAUGUACCAGCGCCCCGACAUGAUUACUCCUGGCGUCGACGCUCAGGGCCAGCCGAUCGACCCCAAAAAAAUGCAGGAACACUUCGAGGACUUUUAUGAAGAUUUAUUUGAGGAGCUAAACAAAUACGGAGAGAUUGAAAGCUUGAAUGUUUGUGACAAUUUAGCUGAUCAUGUGGUUGGCAAUGUUUAUGUCCAAUUUAGGGAGGAAGAGCAUGCUGCUAAUGCUCUUCAAAACCUGACUGGGCGGUUCUAUGCAGGACGCCCCAUCAUUGUUGAUUUCUCCCCAGUGACUGAUUUUCGUGAAGCCACCUGUAGGCAGUAUGAGGAGGACGCAUGUAACCGUGGUGGCUACUGUAACUUCAUGCAUCUGAAAAGGAUUAACAGGGAGUUGAGGCACCAAUUAUUUGGGAGGCGUAGGAGUAGACACAGCCGUAGCAGGAGCAGGAGUCCCUAUCGGCACCGUAGCUAUGAUGACCGCUCACAUGAGAGUCGGAGUCACAGCAGAAGGUAUGAUGACCACGACCGCCAUGAAAGUCGAAGCAGGAGGCGCAAGAGCACAAGUCCAAGAAGUAGGAGGGGUAGUAGCCCAUGUGGCAGGAGGAAUCGUAGUCCUGUUAGGGAAGGUAGUGAAGAAAGACGUGCUAAAAUUGCACAGUGGAAUAGGGAGAAGGAAGAAACAGAACGUUCUGGCAACAAGGCAAAUGCUGGUGAUGAGGAUCGUAGGGCUAAAAAUGACCACUCUGGCAAUAUAGACAACGGAGGACACAAUGAGCCAACACAGUAGGAUGGAUAUGUGUAUUGACGAUAUUAGCACUGGUUUGUUCUCACUCCCUUUCUACCUCGGUAUUCUUGAUUUUUUCACUGGCAACAGUUAUCAUUACGAAUGACCUGUCUUAAAAUUUAACUUACUGCACAUUUUCCACUUUGCAGGUGGUGUGCAGGUUUUCAAUUCUGUCAUAUGCAACAUGAUAAAUAUAUGUUUCUUAGUACCAUUCAUUAUGUCCAUCGUGCUUUUCUCGCCUUUUUUCUGUUUUUUUUGCUAAAGUAUUGUUUGAGUUUGAUUUCGCAUAUAUAUAGUCUUCAGCCCUAAACCUUUAGAAGGAGCUAUAAUUGCUUUUUGACUUACUUCCUGCCAGUCAACUACAUCAAAGUUGAAUUUGCCUCCUGCAUUCAUCUGUAUGUUUGCACGCAAUCUGUGUGAGGAAGCUAUUGUUCUGUGCUAGCUCUGAUAAUUUUUCUAAAAUGAUCUUAUAAUCCUCUAGCUAUUCUCAAGAUGUUGUGUGCACAGUGCACACGACAUCGAUGUCUUGUAUUUCUCCAAAAAAAGUUAUGCUCUAAUUUUCAUUACCUUUGUUUUGUUGGAUAAAAUAAUAGUGGAUUUAUAUGGUACAGUGCUUUGCAAUUUGCAUCGACAUAGACAUAGUUUAGUGGUUUGUUGAUAUUGUCUAUUGGAAGGUUCUUGAUUUUUAAAGUUGCCUCUCAUGACUUCCUACUAGCGACCUUG